GAUUCACACACGAAUCAAAUCGCCAUCCCCCUCUAAUUUUUUUUUUUUAUCUGUCAUUUUUCAAAUAUUAAAAAAAACAAAGAAAAAGAAAAGAUCAGACAAUUUCCUUUGUGUUGUGAGAAGAAGUGAAACAGGGCAGAAAAAGGCAACCGGGUUGCCGGAAUGUCGACGGAAGUUAAAGAUCCGGCGAUCAAGCUGUUUGGAAAGACGAUUUGUCUGCUUCGCGAUGACACCCUCCUCCCCUGUUCUAUUGCGGCUGAUCAACCUGCCAAGCGCAGCCGCUCCUCGAUCACCACAACUUCGCGUGACUACAAGAACACAUCCGGAGGAGAAGUUUCAGAGAGUAAACAUCAGGACGAUGAAUGCAGAAAUGUGAGUGGCGAAGAUUCUGUCGGAGCAGAAACCUCGUCGCGUACGAGCGAUGACGACAAGGCGGCACAGAAUCCAGACAAAGAAACACAAUGUGCAGCGGGAAAAGAUGUGAAGAAGGACGAUGAAAGCGAGACAAGUGAUUCGCAGGAUCAGAAGAACCUUAAAAAGCCCGAUAAAAUACUGCCAUGUCCCCGGUGUAACAGCAAGGACACCAAGUUCUGUUACUACAACAACUACAACGUCAACCAGCCCCGUCACUUCUGCAAGAACUGUCAGAGAUACUGGACCGCCGGCGGAUCCAUGAGGAACGUGCCGGUGGGCUCCGGCCGCCGCAAGAACAAGGCUUCCGCCUCCAAUUUCCGUCACAUAAUGGUUUCGGACGCCCUUCACGCCGCCCAGUUCGCUUCCUUGAAACCAAACGGAACUGUCCUCACGUUUGGCACGGACAGAGCAGUUAGUAAUGAAUCUAUUAUUCCAAACGCCUGGAAUUCUGCUCCUCCUCCCAUUUCCCCUCCUGUGGCGCUGUACGGCGUGUUGGCCCCCUGGAGCGGGCGGUGGAUCUCUGCACCGGCCUCCCCUGAUCCAUCAACUCCAACUUCCCCAAGGAGACUUAAAAUGGAGGAUCAGGCAAUCUGGUCUACACCAGGAGGAGGAAGUCUGUUCAAGGCGUUUAACUCAAAGGAUGGUGAGAGAGAUAGAGAUAGAAACCAUUCUCUGGUUCUGCAAGCAAACCCAGCAGCCCUGUCUCGCUCGCUCAACUUCCAAGAGAGAACAUAAAAGCAUUAUCUCUCAUCUGGAAUUACCAGCUUCGAUCUUGUUCAUGUUUAUAGUAUGCGUUGCAUCAACCUUAAUAGAUUAUAUGUAUUAUAUUGCCAGAGUGUUUGGUACAUAACAUAUGUUAUCCAUUUAUAAUAGGUGAUAGAUAUAUAUAGAAAUAAGAGAGAUUGAUUGUUCAACGUAACUGGCCAAAGAAAAACCUUUUUGUAGUCUGGAAAUGUAAAUUCCUCUUUACAA
Molecule: messenger RNA, 1386 nt
Organism: Ipomoea triloba (trilobed morning glory)
Lineage: Eukaryota; Viridiplantae; Streptophyta; Magnoliopsida; Solanales; Convolvulaceae
Product: cyclic dof factor 1-like
Exons: 2
Coding region: 163-1149 (328 amino acids)
Biological process (GO): regulation of DNA-templated transcription
Molecular function (GO): DNA-binding transcription factor activity; DNA binding
Source: RefSeq, a predicted model, not a curated record